AUGGUGGGAACCAAUGGCGAAACAACUCCCCCUGGUUUUGAUAAGAAACCUUCACUACAAGAUCAGAUGGGACAGAUAUUCGCUUUCAUGUCAAAGAGUCAAAAAGAGAAUGAUUUCUUCAAAGAGAAAACAAUUGAGAAGUUUGGACAGCUGGAGGCCUCUAUGAGGAAUUUGGAAACACAAAUAGGGCAGCUUGCUACAGCUUCUCAUACAAGAACUCCCGGCACCAUUCCAAGUGAUACAGUACCCAACCCCAAGGGAAAUGAACAUUGCAAAGCAGUCACCCUGAGAAGCGGAAGAAAUUUGGAUUCAAUGCCUUUAAUGGACGACCAAGGUUCAGGGAUCUCACUGAUGGCAUUGAAAACUGCUCGUGCCAUUGGUUUGGAGGAAAGAAUGGAGCCUAUUGACAUCGCUCUACAAUUGGUUGAUCACUCCAUAGUGAAGCCCACUGGAAUUGUUGAGGAUGUCUUGGUUAGAAUCGAUAAGUUCAUCAUUCCCUUUGAUUUUAUUGUGCUCGACAUGCCAGAAGAUAAAGAAGUGCCAAUUUUGUUUGGUAGACCAUUUCUAGCAACGGGAGAUGUAUUGCUUGGAGCAAAGGAUAACUCUGUUACAUUCAGAAUUAAUGGUGAGCAACUGACCAUCAAUGUUGAGAAGACCUAUGUUGGUGGUGAAAGUGGUAAGGAAGCAAGAGAGGUGGUCACACUAAAGAGUCCGAAAGUGUAG
Messenger RNA from Salvia splendens (bonfire salvia), 723 nucleotides. RefSeq lists its product as uncharacterized. NCBI's taxonomy places the organism in Eukaryota, Viridiplantae, Streptophyta, Magnoliopsida, Lamiales, Lamiaceae. The coding region runs from base 1 to 723 and encodes 240 amino acids. The record is from RefSeq and is a predicted model, not a curated record. The transcript is spliced from 2 exons.